AUGAGCGAAAAGCCCCUGGCAGCCAAGAUGAAGUCUCUGAUGUCUGUGUGCUGCUUUCUGGCUCUCCUGGUGCUGUCUGCUGCAGAUCUCCUGCCAGAGUCCUCCGUCCACGAUGAGGAGCCUCUGGUGCAGCUGCAGCUCCAGCAGCCAGAAGGAGACCUCUUCUCCUGUGGAUGUGACGCCACAGAGGAUCAUGGCAGCCAAAGCUCCUCCAACGACACCCCGGCCCCAGAGAGGGCCUUGUGCCAGCCCUGCAAACCUCCGUCACAUUUAGAUGCUGAGGAAGAGGCUGCUUCUGCUUCAGAGCACGAAGAGGAGGAAGUACCUUCAACCGAAGAGGAUUCUUCUGCUGAGGAUGUUGCGAGUGAAGAAGAAAUAGAAAUGGUAGAAGAGGAGGAGGAAGAGGUGGCAUCUGAGGAGGCUGAAGAGGAUCAAAGUAUGGCGGAAGAGGAGGAAGUAGCUGAGGAGGUUACAUUAGCUGAAGAGGAGACAUUGGCUGAGGAAGGGGAAACUGAGGAAGAAGCAAGGGAAGAAUUAUCCCAAGAGGAAGAAGAAGAAGUGAAUGGAUCUCAUGAGGAUGCAGCAGAAGAGGAGGAAGCUGCUGCUGAAGAAAUUGUUGAGGGAUCAGAAGACAAAGACAUGCAGGAAGAACCAAAAGCAGCAGCUGAGGAGCAGAUAACUGUGGUGGAAACUGUACUACAGGAAGACACUUCUGAAGAGGAGGUCGAAGAAACUGAGUCAGAAGCAGAAGCAGAACCAGUGGAGAGUCCUGAAACAGAACUCGAACCUGAAGAAACAGAACCAGAAGCGAUAGAAGAACCGAUGCCAGCAUCAGAUGCAGUUCCAGAGGUGACUUCAGAACCUGAAGCAGAACCAGAAGAGACUGCAGAACCUGAGACUGAAGUGAUUUCUGAAGCAGAACUAGAGCCAGAGCCAGAGCCAACAGUUACUGUAGAGCCAGAGUCCAUUCCUGAGCCUGAACCAGAACCAGAAGUGGUUGCAGAACCUGAGACUGAAGUAAUUUCAGAGCCAGAACCAGAAGUCAUUCCUCAGGUGGAUCCAGAGCCUGUGGCAGAGGAAGUCACACCAGAACCUGUUGAAGAAGUAGCUGUGGAAGCACCAGCUGCCGUGGUUGAAGAGGCACCUGUGGAUGUCCAGGAAGUGACAGUGGAGGACGUAACCGCAGAGGAACCAGCACAGCCUCAACCCAAAGAACACACAAAAAGUGAGGCGUCAGGCCGCGCCAUGAGGGACCGCUCCCACAUCGAGGACACGCUGCGACUGGCAACAUCUGAACCCUCAGCAGAGUUCACAGGUGCUGUGAAGACACUGUUGAACAUCUACCACAAGUCCAUCAAGCCAUUGGAAGAAGCCUUCAAGUACAAUGAGCUCAGGCAGCAUGAAGUCACAGAUGGUGAGAUUACCUCCAAGCCCAUGGUUUUGUUUCUGGGUCCCUGGAGCGUGGGCAAAUCAUCCAUGAUCAACUACCUGCUGGGCCUUCACGGAAGCUCCCAGGAGCUCUACACAGGUGCUGAACCCACCACCUCCGAAUACACCGUCAUCAUGCACGGAGAGAAGGUUCGGACCAUCGAGGGCAUCGUCAUGGCAGCAGACAGUUCUCGCUCCUUCUCUCCCCUAGAGAAGUUCGGUCAGGGCUUCCUGGAGCGUCUGGUUGGCAUCGAGAUGCCCCAUAAGCUGCUGGAGAGGGUCACCUUUGUCGACACUCCAGGCAUCAUUGAAAACCGCAAGCAGCAGGAGAGAGGUUACCCGUACAAUGAGGUGUGCCAGUGGUUCAUCGAUCGAGCAGAUCUGAUCUUCCUGGUGUUCGACCCCACCAAGCUGGACGUGGGAGGGGAGCUGGAGAUGCUCUUCAAGCAGAUGAAGGGCCGAGAGUCCCAGAUUCGCCUCAUCCUCAACAAGGCCGACAGUCUGACCACCCAGGACCUGAUGAGAGUCUAUGGAGCCCUGUUCUGGAGCAUGGCGCCACUGAUUAAUGUCACAGAGCCUCCUCGUGUAUACGUCAGCUCCUUCUGGCCUCAGGAUUACGCUGCUGAGACCAGCCGAGAGCUCUUCAUGAAGGAGGAGACUUCUCUGCUCGAGGACCUCAACCAGGUGAUUGAAAACCAGAUGGAGAACAAGAUCGCCUUCAUCCGUCAGCAUGGCAUCCGUGUACGUAUCCACGCCCUGCUAGUGGACCGCUACCUCCAGACCUACUACGACAAGCUGGGCUGGUUCAGCGACACCUACGAGGUCUUCCAAGACAUUGUCAAUGAUCCAGAUAAGUACUACAUCUUCAAAUCCAUCCUGGCCAAGACCAACGUCAGCAAGUUCGACCUGCCGGACAAGGAGGCCUACCAGGACUUCUUCGGAGUCAAUCCGAUUUCCCACUUCAAGCAGCUCUCCUCCCACUGCAGCUGGACUGGCGGCUGUCUGCUGGAGAAGAUAGAAAGAGCGAUUUCACACGAGCUGCCGGCUCUACUCAACAGCGUAAACAAGAGUCCAGACGUACCUGCCCCUACGAAGGCCUCACCAACGCCUCCGCCUCCUCUCCCCGGAACCUGCGAGGGUCCUGGAUGUGAAGAGAAACCCAAGAACCGCUGGAGGAGGCAGUGAGAUGGAGGAGAAGGGUGCAGGAGGAGGAACAGAGGAAGCAGAUGGCAGCAGCAGCCAGAGGGUUUCCUGAAACAAUCCCCACUGAUGUGGUUUUCAGGACUGGCUAAGGGGAGACUGAGAAGAGAAAGAGAAUAGAAAAUGUGUAAAGAUCUACAGAAACUGGCAGAGCCGAGCCAGAGAGUACUGAAGAAUAUUUCUUAGUGCUUGUUUUUGUCUGCAUGAAAUGGACAGAACAUGUUCCCACCUGGUUUUCAAAUACUUUAAUAUGAUUUAAAAUAAUAACAACACUCUGGUAAACGCUGUCCCAUGUAUGUAAGAUAUAUUUUUUAAAGGGCAAAUACAGUUUUGCACACACUACUCGACUACAGUUUCUGUCGGCAAACUGUGCUGCAGCAGAUAAAGCUUCUGUCACUAGAGGUUAAGUUUAUGUAGUCUCUCAUGAUACAACAUCUGAGGACUGUUGUUUUCUUGUUUCAAGUUUGUACAUUAUUUAUUCACAUUUCUUUUUCAUCAGAGAAAGAUGUUGGCAGCGACUGCACUCCUGCAAAGAGAGUCAGUGCUGCCACUUUUGUAUUUUGUGUGCAAAGUCUCAAGAUUUAGUCACAUCUGCUGUGCUGUGUUUUUACUGCCUCUGUUCACCUGACACCAGGUUAAUGACCUGAAACUGAGGUCGAUAUUUGUACAAUAAAACGGACAGAAAGGUG
Molecule: messenger RNA, 3317 nt
Organism: Acanthochromis polyacanthus (spiny chromis)
Lineage: Eukaryota; Metazoa; Chordata; Actinopteri; Pomacentridae
Product: sarcalumenin-like
Exons: 8
Coding region: 1-2613 (870 amino acids)
Molecular function (GO): GTP binding
Source: RefSeq, a predicted model, not a curated record